Molecule: messenger RNA, 443 nt
Organism: Botrytis fragariae
Lineage: Eukaryota; Fungi; Ascomycota; Leotiomycetes; Helotiales; Sclerotiniaceae
Exons: 3
Coding region: 1-327 (108 amino acids)
Source: RefSeq, a predicted model, not a curated record
AUGUCAGCACAAGAAUCUGCAGAUCAAGAACAACCCGCAACAACAGCUGGGGUCGAACUUUUCUCAAGCCAAGAACCUCAUAUACAAGACCACGCAAUGGAAGCUCCUGACUCUCCGCCUGAUCUUUACUCUGCCCACAACCAUUCUAACACACCAGCUACCACACCUUCCAAGAGCGCUACUCAGGAAAAGGUUAACCAUGGUGCGCCUGGUAGUUCGUGGAAUUCAAAGAAGUUUCAGGAGGAAUAUGAUAGGGCAUGUGAGGGAUUAGUUGACAAGAACUGGGAUGGCAAAACCAGAUAUGGUGACCCGCUGUUGCAGAAAUGAGGAGACUUUAAUAACUGGGUGACGGGCUACAGCACGGAUGAAUUAUUAUGAUAGCAUUAUUGCGAAGCAGUUGAGACAGAAGAUAUGAUAAAAUGCAUAAUGGCUUGGGAGUUGGG